Molecule: messenger RNA, 1872 nt
Organism: Metarhizium acridum CQMa 102
Lineage: Eukaryota; Fungi; Ascomycota; Sordariomycetes; Hypocreales; Clavicipitaceae
Source: RefSeq, a predicted model, not a curated record
AUGGAAGCCUCACCAGCGGCGAUUUCGCCAGGACCAACACGUGCACAAGAAGAGGAUGGCUUUUCAAGGAUGUGCGAGGAAAUGAAGACCUGGCUUUCCGGUUCCCCGGCAGUGAAGUGUGUCAAAUCCGCUGAUGAAGGGACGAAAAUGAAGUCGUCAAAAUCGGCUACCGCUGUCUCCAGCAAAGCCAGAUCUUCGAUCCUGAUGCCCAAAGCGGCCUCUGACGCACAUGCAGAGUCCGAGAGGACUACAAGCGAAGACGUGCGCAAACUUGAAGCAGUUACUAUCCUAUCAAAUAGCCCUUCAAAUCCACCAGUUGAAAUUCAGGAAGUAAUGAGCCAGCUUGAUACCCGAGGCCUAACAGCUCAGGAUGGUUGCGGCACACUAGUUGGGGAGCAGCCUGAAAACAUUAAAUCCAUUGAGUCAUCGAAAUCAAUCCCUCGUGCAUCUACUUUACUUUCAGACACUCCACUUCCUGCACCAUUACACAUCAUUCAAGCUGCCACAGCUGAAUUACCUGCUGUUAAGCCUCGGGAAGACGUGCAGAGUGGGCAUAGUUGGAGCGUCAGCAACGUUUGUCCUACAGAAGGGGGGCAUGAAGAUGGUUCGUCUUCGCUUAGCUUCGUUGUCGAACGGGAAGCCGACAGCAAUAUCCCGCAUUCUUCCUCUGUACUCAAAGUUCAGGAAAAGAUUGCGCAUCAACACACUGGCAGGUUCCUGGAUUACGCAACAGCGGAAGGCUCCCAAUGUCUGCUAGGAGCCUGGCUCGCCAAAUUUCCGGCAUUGCCUUCUGUAAAAGUUCCUAACGAGGAUCUCUGUAACGAAUCAUUUGUCCAAUGCGCUAUCGACACAGAGAAUGGCGAGUUUCUUCCUCGCAUUCCACAACCAGAAACGGUUCGACACAUGGUGGGCGGUCCCUGCGAAGGCUACAAUGAUAUCGGCUGGCGACAAUUAAACAUGACAUCGGCGCUUUAUAUAAAGCGGGAGAUGGAGAGCCGAGAAAAUGCGUUGCGCAUGAUUCCGGAGCAGCUCGACCACAAGCCAGAACCGUUGGUCGGAACUGAGGAAGUGCAGUGGCCAAAAGCGAAGUGUGUUAUCCGGCCAGCUGCGCCAUCAGACUUUGCCCAAAUUGCUGAAAUCAUCAAUGCGGAAGCAGCAAAUACAGCCAAUGCCCAAAUUUUCCAAGAAAACUUGGCAAUGGCCGAUGAUGUCUGCAAGAUAUUCGAUGCUUGCAUCGCUAAUAGUAGACCAUUCAUCGUUGCCAUACCUGCCCAAGAUGACUUUCUAGACCAAAGCAAGUGGCCAAAGGACUCCGACGAAGUUUACCAGGAAUUCGCAAAGUACGUGGCUGCAAAGCCAAAACCGCCCGCUCCAGUUGCUGGCUUUGCAUUUGUCUCCGACUACCGGGUGAACUUGUAUGGAGCUCCCUGUCACGCAUCGCGCUAUACCGGGCAAGUAAGGCUAGCAGUACAUCCUGAUCAUCAACGCAAACUGUACGGAUCUGCACUUAUGGAUCGGAUUUUGCUCUCAAUCUCCCCUUUCUGCAGGAGCACACUGGAUUACGUGUGGAAAUGCGACGACCCCAAAGAUGUUUACCAAUUUCCUGUGACGCGCAACAGACGCCAGUACACCCAACUGUACUUUGAGCACUUUUUUGCGCAAGAGGAUAAGGCACCUUAUCAACCGGGGGCUGAGUUUCUCGCAAAGUUUGGCUUCCAAGAAGUUGGAUACUUCAAGAACGCGGCCGUUCGAUUGGACGACCAACACCAUAGCCACUGGCUGAACAUGGUGCUAUGGCAAAGCGAUAUCACGCCCCCUUCGAAAAUAGUGGCUGAACCGCAGUUGUCCGGAUCAGUACAAGGUGACAAUUGA